Molecule: messenger RNA, 390 nt
Organism: Dracunculus medinensis (Guinea worm)
Lineage: Eukaryota; Metazoa; Nematoda; Chromadorea; Rhabditida; Dracunculidae
Source: the annotation of a GenBank genome assembly
GUAUGGUUCAAAAAUCGAAGGGCAAAGUGGCGCAAGCGUGAACGACAUUUCGUUACACCAGAAUUUAAGAAUUUCCAGCCAACAAACUGUUUACCAGGAACUUUACCUUCAACGUUACCUGGAGCUUUACUCUCACCACAUUCGCAGGCUCAAUUGCAACAUCCCUUUCCACAGUUAAUGCCACAACCGUCAAGUAAUAUGUCAAUUCCACGAUUUUCUACAUCAUCUUCAUCAUUUUACACCACUACGCCAAAUCCAAUGAUGUCAAAAGAAGACAAAUUUAAAGUUGAUACACAAGGAUAUAGUCUUUCUCCGCAUAUUACUAAUUUAGGCCCUUCUGGUCAAUCUGGAUUUUCUAUACAAUCUUAUCAUUAUAGCGGUCCUCUUUAA